CACGCAAAUAUGUGACUGCAAACUUUCAUGUUCUCUUGCAUCCGAUUCCCAUCUUAUCGAUUCCAUCCAUUCUCUUUUCGUUCCCUCACUCGCACCAUGGCCACUCAAUCCCCAGUAUUAAAAAAGCAGAAAACAGACCAUCAAAAGGUUAUUGGCACCCAUAACGGCACCUUUCACUGCGACGAGGCUCUAGCCGUCUUUCUCCUUCGCCAGACCACAGCAUACCAGGGUGCUGAACUAAAACGCACUCGCGAUCCAGCCAUCUUGGACUCGUGCGACAUCGUCGUCGACGUCGGCGCCAUCUACGACGAAGCCAAACAGCGCUUCGACCACCACCAGCGCGGCUUCACCGAAGUCUUUGGUCAUGGCUUCACCACCAAGCUCAGCUCAGCCGGCCUCGUCUUCAAGCAUUUCGGCAAAGAGGUCAUCUCGAAUCGCACGCAGGUCCCUUUGGACGAUCCCAAAAUCCAGACACUAUGGCUCAAGAUGUACGAGGAAUUCAUAGAAGCCAUCGACGGCGGCGACAACGGCAUCCCUCGCUACCCAGAAGACAUAAAACCCGCCUACAAAAGCGGUGGGACCAGCCUCCCCAGCCGUGUAGCAGCCCUCAACCCCCCUUGGAACCAGCCCGUCGACUCCCAGGGCAUGGACGACAGAUUCGCCAAAGCCUCAUCCCUAACCGGAGAAGAGUUUUUCGCCAAACUCGAUUUCUACGCCAACGCUUGGUUGCCCGCCAGGGAUAUACUCGUCGAUGCGCUAGCGAACAGCAAAAAGGUCGCUGAUUCCACGGGGAAGAUCAUCUUGUUGGAGCAAUUCUUGCCAUGGAAGUCACAUCUGUUCGAGCUUGAAAGCGAAUCCCAAACGGAGGGUCAAGCCAUAUACGUCGUUUACCCCGACGAGAUGGCAAAAGCUUGGCGAAUACAGGCCGUCCCUGUUGCACAGGAGAGCUUCGAAAGCCGAAAGCCCCUUCCGGACCAGUGGCGCGGCCUGAGAGAUGAUGAAUUAACAAACGUGAGCGGCGUUCAAGGCGGUAUCUUUGUACAUGCCAGCGGUUUCAUCGGAGGUAACCAAACAAAAGAAGGAGCACUGAAACUUGCUCAGCUUGCUUUGACUAUGUAAUAGAUACAGAUAGAUACAAAAUAAAAUGA
Molecule: messenger RNA, 1148 nt
Organism: Desarmillaria tabescens
Lineage: Eukaryota; Fungi; Basidiomycota; Agaricomycetes; Agaricales; Physalacriaceae
Product: metal-dependent protein hydrolase
Exons: 7
Coding region: 28-1119 (363 amino acids)
Cellular component (GO): nucleus; cytoplasm
Source: RefSeq, a predicted model, not a curated record